Messenger RNA from Aspergillus mulundensis, 1122 nucleotides. RefSeq names its product mannosyltransferase complex subunit MNN9. Gene Ontology annotation, cellular component: mannan polymerase complex. The transcript has a single exon. The record is from RefSeq and is a predicted model, not a curated record. Gene Ontology annotation, biological process: cell wall mannoprotein biosynthetic process; protein N-linked glycosylation. Lineage: Eukaryota; Fungi; Ascomycota; Eurotiomycetes; Eurotiales; Aspergillaceae. Gene Ontology annotation, molecular function: alpha-1,6-mannosyltransferase activity. The coding region runs from base 1 to 1122 and encodes 373 amino acids.
AUGGCCGUCGCGCGCAACAUGCGGCGUACGAGUCCAAUAACCAUAGUCUUAGCCUCGCUAAUGGCAUUCGGCUUCCUGUGCUUCCUGUUCUCCUCCCCGUCACCUCCGGUCUCGACCUCUUCCACAACAUCAGAUUCCCGGCUCGAAGAUACAGCGGAACACCCUCUCUCGCCUCCAACGAAGCCAUUCAUACCCCAACCAGUCCAAAAUGACGGCCGCCAUGUCCAGGCUCCUCCCGUCGUUAAGUACGACCUAAACGCCCUCACGGCCAGCAGCGACGCAUCUAACAAAGCCGAACGCAUCCUCAUCCUCACACCUCUCGCCCGCUUCUACCAAGGCUACUGGGACAACGUCGAAAAAUUGAGCUACCCACACAAGCUCAUCUCAUUGGGGUUCAUAAUCCCACAUACAAAAGACGGCGACGCCGCCCUCUCAUCCCUUGAGAAGGCCAUUGCAAGGACCCAGACCGGGACGGAACAGAACCGCUUCGCAUCAAUCACAAUACUUCGUCAGGACUUCGACCCGCCAUUAGCUUCACAGAGCGAGAAGGAGCGCCAUAAACUUAAGAACCAAAAGGCCCGCCGCGAGAGCAUGUCCCGCGCCCGCAACAGCCUCAUGUUCACCACCCUCGGCCCCAGCACCUCCUGGGUUCUCUGGCUGGAUUCGGACAUCGUCGAAACACCUAAUACUCUAAUUCAGGACCUAACUAGUCACAAUCGUCCCGUCAUCGUCCCCAACUGCAUGCAGCGCUACUACAACACCGACACUAAGCAAAACGACAUCCGCCCCUACGACUUCAACUCAUGGAUCGACUCGUCCACUGCGCAAGCGCUCGGUGAUACAUUGAAGCCUGAUGAGAUUCUGUUGGAGGGGUACGCGGAACUCCCGACGUACCGCACCCUCAUGGCAUAUCAGGCAGAUACGAAGAACCCGCGCCCGAAGCGCGUUAUUGAUCUCGACGGUGUCGGGGGAACAGCGCUGAUGGUUAAGGCGGAUGUUCAUCGUGACGGGGCCAUGUUCCCCGCUUUUCCAUUCUACCAUCUCGUUGAGACGGAGGGUUUCGCAAAGAUGGCGAAGAGGUUGGGGUAUAGUGUGCAUGGGUUGCCGGAUUAUUUUGUAUGA